Messenger RNA from Dufourea novaeangliae, 1587 nucleotides. It is a transcript of the gene Dgkepsilon, whose product is annotated as diacylglycerol kinase epsilon. The record is from RefSeq and is a predicted model, not a curated record. NCBI's taxonomy places the organism in Eukaryota, Metazoa, Arthropoda, Insecta, Hymenoptera, Halictidae. The coding region runs from base 1 to 1587 and encodes 528 amino acids. The transcript is spliced from 10 exons. Gene Ontology annotation, molecular function: ATP-dependent diacylglycerol kinase activity.
AUGUUAGAGGAAGGAUUUACUACCAUUGUGUUACAGACAUUGUCUACCAUGAUAUUUUUCGUAGUUACAUUAAAUUUCUUCAGAUAUCUUAUAGGAGAACCUCAUAUUCACAUUAGAGAUGUUACCAAACAGCACAGUUGGAAGUCGGCUAAAAACGAGACUAAGACAUAUCAUUGUAGUAUAUGUGAAGCUUUGUUAUUAAAUACUGAAGGAUUGAUUUGUGAUUCAUGUGGUGUUUGUGUGGAUCGUUCUUGUGUCAAGAUUGCAGACAAACAAUUAAAGUGUAAAGUUAUUAGUUUAAGCACAAAUGAGUCAAUGAAGCAUCAUUGGGUAAAGGGUAAUUUACCACUGACCGCUGUGUGUGACAUAUGUAACGAGGAAUGUGGUAUGGAACCUGGUCUAACAGAUUGGUGGUGUUGCUGGUGUCAAAGAUGUGUUCAUGAAGAUUGUAAACGAAAUCUCUCUGAAAUAUGUGAUUUUGGUCAAUUUAAAUUGAUGAUAAUUCCACCAAGUAGUUUAGAAGUUGUAAAUCAACGUAGUACUGUAAGACGUAGAUUACAACUUCGUACAGUUAUACCACCAAAUUGGCCACUUUGGAAACCUCUUAUAGUAGUUGCAAACAAAAAAUCUGGUAAUAAAGAUGGAGCAGAAAUCUUAUCUAUGUUUAGAAGGCUAUUGAAUCCUGCUCAAGUUGUUGAUUUGUCUGAGCGUGAUCCAGUUGCUGCUCUUGAGUGGUGUCGUUUAAUAGGGAAAAUAAAAUGCACUGUCCUUGUAGCAGGUGGAGAUGGCACAAUAGCUUGGUUAUUAAAUACUAUUCAUAAACUUAAAUUGGAGCCAGUUCCAUCUGUGGCAAUUAUUCCUCUGGGAACAGGAAAUGAUUUAUCCAGAGUAUUAGGAUGGGGAAAGGAAUAUGAUUUACAUAGGGACCCUGCAGAUAUAUUGCAAGAAGUACAAAUAGCACAAGAAACAAAGCUUGAUAGGUGGAGUGUGGUAGUGAAACCAUAUGGUGGAUUGGGACUUCGUAGUUCACAUCAGAAACUUUAUAUGUAUAAUUAUAUAAGUGUAGGAGUGGAUGCACAAGUAACAUUACAAUUUCAUCGUACAAGAGAAAGUCGAUUUUACUUUUACAGUAAUAGAUUAUUCAAUAAGCUUCUGUACUUAUGUUUUGGUACUCAACAAGUAGUGGAAAGGGAAUGCAAAGACCUUGAUAAACAUCUAGAAGUGUAUUUGGAUGAUGUGAAAGUGGAUUUACCUUCUAUCGAGGGUAUCGUGAUAUUAAAUAUUUCUUCUUGGGGUGCCGGCGUUAAUCUUUGGAAUAUAGGUUUAGGAGAUCAUGAAGGGUAUGGAAAGCAAAGUAUUAAUGACGAAAAAUUAGAAGUUGUUGCUCUUUAUUCUUCAUUCCAUAUGGCCCAGCUUCAAGUAGGACUUUCUCAGGCUUAUCGACUCGGUCAAGCUACGUCUAUCAAGGUGAAGUUACUAAAACCUUAUGCCAUGCAAAUUGAUGGAGAACCAUGGUAUCAACAACCAUGUGAAUUUAAUAUUACAUAUUGUGACAAAGCAUCCAUGCUGACGAAUAUCGUUAAUUAG